Meleagris gallopavo (turkey) is the source of this 2054-nucleotide messenger RNA. It is a transcript of the gene RBFOX2, whose product is annotated as RNA binding fox-1 homolog 2. NCBI's taxonomy places the organism in Eukaryota, Metazoa, Chordata, Aves, Galliformes, Phasianidae. Gene Ontology annotation, molecular function: mRNA binding. The record is from RefSeq and is a predicted model, not a curated record. Gene Ontology annotation, cellular component: nucleus; cytoplasm. Gene Ontology annotation, biological process: regulation of alternative mRNA splicing, via spliceosome; nervous system development.
AUCAGAGCGGCAGCUGACUCAUUAAAGGCCUCUCUGUCUCCUUUUCUUUACUCUGCCUCAUUCUCUUCCCCCUAUCUCUCCCUACCUCCCGUGACAGCAGUCUGUGCUUGUGCUGGGCUCAGGCAGUGAGGGCAUUCGGGGACCAGAGACGAUGCCCAUCAUGACAGCCACCUUGCAAACGUGCAAAGCAUCCUGUUGUAGGAGAGCAUCCUCCUUUGUUUGGACUGUCUGCAGGGGAGCCCGAGUGCCAGGACAGCCUCUCCUCCUGUCCCCGUAUCGCUUCUUUGGGAUCUCCUUCCCUCUGGCAAGCUGGAUGCUCCAGCAUCUCCUCCUCCCCCUUUUCCCACCCUUCCCCCAAAAACGAGGGGUGGUGGUGGAGAAAGAGCUUUUUCCACGCAUUGAGGGAUUCUCUCGGGAGUUACCGCUAUUCCCCAGCCCUUUUCUUUGCUUGGAGGAUGGCAGCCCCCUCUCCCUCAGCUUAUUUGCUAUUUGCUCCUUGGUUUGGUGUCCCCCCUGCAUGAGCUGUCUGAAGGGGAUUGCUCUUCUUGUAUCCCACGGCCUCAUGCUCUUUUUCUUUCGUUGCCGUUCUGAACGCGGUGCUUGUUUAUGCGUUACCUGACUUUCUGCCUCUGUGUACCCCCUAGUUCUUGCCUCCCUUCUGCUGUUUGUCGUAGGACCUCGGUUUAGCGCUGCGGGCACCAUGUCAGCAGCAGAGGUUUGUGUGAGAGGAGUCCUGGCCAGGCCCUUUUCCAGGAGAAUCUCCCCCGGAGAUUGAAGGAUGGACCUGCAGCUCGCUUGCCCUGAUGGUAACCAGGAGCCAGCAGCAACUCCUGAUGCAAUGGUGCAGCCAUUCACCACAAUCCCAUUUCCGCCACCCCCACAGAACGGGAUUCCCACAGAGUACGGGGUGCCACACACUCAGGACUAUGCAGGCCAGACCAGCGAGCACAAUCUGACGCUCUACGGGAGCACGCAGCCACACGGCGAGCAGAGCACGACCACAGCCAGCACGCAGAAUGGAUCUCUCGCACAGACAGAAGGAGGGGCACAGACAGAUGGACAGCAAUCACAGACACAGAGCAGUGAGAACACCGAGAGCAAAUCCACUCCAAAACGACUUCAUGUGUCUAACAUUCCCUUCCGCUUUCGAGAUCCUGACCUUCGACAGAUGUUUGGGCAAUUUGGCAAAAUCCUUGAUGUAGAGAUAAUCUUUAAUGAGCGCGGCUCCAAGGGAUUCGGGUUCGUAACUUUCGAGAAUAGUGCUGAUGCAGACAGGGCCAGGGAGAAAUUACACGGCACCGUGGUAGAGGGCCGUAAAAUCGAGGUUAACAACGCCACAGCACGAGUGAUGACCAAUAAGAAGAUGGUCACGCCAUAUGCAAAUGGUUGGAAGUUGAGUCCUGUGGUUGGAGCGGUGUACGGCCCUGAGUUAUAUGCAGCGUCCAGCUUUCAAGCAGAUGUCUCGCUGGGCAAUGACGCCGCAGUGCCCCUGUCAGGAAGGGGGGGUAUUAACACUUACAUUCCUUUAAUCAUUCCAGGCUUCCCUUAUCCAACUGCAGCCACCACAGCAGCCGCGUUUCGGGGAGCCCACCUGAGGGGCCGAGGAAGGACGGUUUAUGGGGCAGUCCGGGCAGUACCUCCUACGGCCAUCCCUGCCUACCCAGGAAUAGUCUUACAGGAACCAAUCAUUAGCGCUAAAAUACCUCAGGGUGGAUACGCAGCCUACAGAUAUGCACAGCCUGCUACUGCAACAGCAGCCACGGCCGCUGCAGCCGCUGCAGCAGCUUACAGCGAUGGUUAUGGCAGGGUGUACACAGCAGAUCCUUACCAUGCCCUUGCCCCUGCCGCUAGCUACGGAGUUGGCGCUGUGGCGAGUUUAUACCGAGGUGGCUACAGCCGAUUUGCCCCCUACUGAAGUGACGUGAGCCCCCUGCAAGUGGGACAGCCCCCCCAGUUCAUGAGGCCUGGCUAUUGCAAUAUUUACUAGUAGAGGAACUCUAUAGCAAGACGAGGAGGAAAAACAAAAACAAAAGAGAAUACUUUUUUAUACCUCA